Messenger RNA from Oikopleura dioica, 558 nucleotides. NCBI's taxonomy places the organism in Eukaryota, Metazoa, Chordata, Appendicularia, Copelata, Oikopleuridae. The record is from the annotation of a GenBank genome assembly.
AUGGAUGACGACGAGCCUGUUGAUAGGACUUUUCAAAAUUCAAAAGCUUUGAUAACUUUUGGAGUGUGGCUUGUUCUUAUGGCUAUUGGAAUUGCCGUCUGGCGAUGGAAAAAGAAAAAGCCGAGCAAGAGGGAUGAAAGAAUGAAGAAAUACCAAAGGUUGAAUGAUGUUGAAGCUCCUCAUACAAGCGCAAAAAACUAUUCCGAUACAACAGAUACAUCCCAGCUCAAUAAAUUCAAAGAAGGGAUUCGAGCUCAAUUCCGUUAUCUAUCCUCCGACUCUCACGAGACAAAUCUUGCUUCAGACAUAGCAUCUUCACUUUCCGUGGAAACGCUCUACUCCAACACUUAUCAAGAAGUGAUGAACGACCUGAUCAAACUGGACGAAGAUAGCAAACAAAUUGAGAAGAAAAUCGACGACGCGUCCCAAUCAGAAAGUGACAAAGAAUUCGUGAGACGUCUCAAGAAUCUGCAGAAAGACUUUUCUUCUGUAAAAGAAACCCUGCAAAGCCUGACUGCUGACGAGGAAAUAUACAUUCAACCAGAAAACUGUUCUUGA